AUGUCUGAGACACCAGAAACAAAGAACAACAGAUUCCAGGUAGACUGGAGAAAAGGGCCAAGUUCAGAAAUAGGUGAAAGUGGAGAUCCCAAAGCCUUUCUAAUAGAAGUUUCUUGGCCGGAAACGUAUCCACAAACAGCACCAGUCAUAUCGAUGGAUGCUUUCUUCAACAACACGAUAUCUUCAGCUAUUAAACAAAGUAUAUUGGAUAAGUUAAUGGUAGAAGUUGAAGCAAAUCUUGGAACUGCUAUGACAUACACACUUUUUGAAUAUGCCAAAGAUAAUAAAGAGGUGUUAAUGGAAAAUCAGCCAGUUAACACUGUGACUUCAGUAAGCAAUAGUAUUGCAAUUGGAACUCCUGAUGUGCCAGCAAGUAAGAAAAAAGAUAAAAAGGAGCAGUUAUCCAAAACCCAGAAACGAAAACUAGCCGACAAAACAGAUAACAAAGGGGAGCUUCCACGAGGAUGGAACUGGGUGGACGUAAUUAAGCAUUUAAGCAAAACUGGUUCUAAAGAUGAUGAAUAAAGGACUUUGGUACAAGGAAACUCGACCUUUUAAUACAGUGCAAUUUUGGGUCACCAUCUUUCUCUUAAUAACUUUCAUAUUUGUUGAAGUAAACAUUUUAUAAAGCUCAAUUUCCUAACUCGUAAACCUAAUCACACAAGUUUAUCUAGAGACUAUGUGGUCUUCUCUGGUAAAAAAAACAAAACAAAACAAACUUGCCUUAAAUGAAGGUUAGAAUGUGACAAAGGAUAUAGAGAGCCAAUGUGGUGAAGUGAAUAGUGCUAUAUGCAGUGUUUAUUAAUUUAUAUUUUACUCUGUAGUAAAAUCCUGUUAUAGUGAGCCCAGUGAUACUGUAAACGUUUCCUGAUGUUCUUACUCCACCCGAAGAUAAAGCACUAUAACAGCGAUUGGUCACUUGACAGCAUAAUUCAUCAAAAUAAAUUAUUCCGUGGAAACAAGACCUUUGUCAUUUGUUUAUCUAAUAUGAAAGUAGAAGGAGCACAUAAAAAUUGUUACAUUGCAAUACAGACUAGAGCUUGUGGUCCCAUUUUCACUAAUUACUGGCUGAAAUAGUAAAUAGUAGUGAAAGCAAGGCCAAGCAUUCUAGUUGGCUCAAAAAUGAGUGGUUAUAGCAGGAGUAUGUCUGCUUUAUUCUCUGCCUACCCAUCUGUUAGUCUUUCUCCCGUGUGCAUCUUUAC
Opisthocomus hoazin is the source of this 1202-nucleotide messenger RNA. NCBI's taxonomy places the organism in Eukaryota, Metazoa, Chordata, Aves, Opisthocomiformes, Opisthocomidae. The record is from RefSeq and is a predicted model, not a curated record.